Molecule: messenger RNA, 372 nt
Organism: Protopolystoma xenopodis
Lineage: Eukaryota; Metazoa; Platyhelminthes; Monogenea; Polystomatidea; Polystomatidae
Source: the annotation of a GenBank genome assembly
AUGGUGCCAAGCCAGAUUCCCGUUAAACGCUGCGCCAGGACGUCGAGGAGAUUGUUGGGUUCUGGGGGAAAAUGCCACACAGCAACCCCUACAGUAGUCAGGAUCUCUGUCUUCCACUGGAGGUGGUGCUGCCGGCAGAUCCUCGAGCACCGCUUAAUGUGUCACCUGACUGCAGCCCGAAGACUCUUGAAUGCAUUCAUGGUCAACGUCGACUUUACAGACAGUGUUGAAGCAUUGGGCGACUGUUUCCUUGACAAACCAACUAGCAACUGCCGUCGAGUGAGAGCGCAUCACGAAGGCCAAGAGACAAUGAGACUCCGUAGAAUGAGGUCUAGCGACCGGUCCUGCGGAACUAGCAGACUACUUGCCUAA